UGCACGCACCCAUCCACCACCUCGUGUCUACCCGUCCCCAUCGCUCUCACACCCGCCCUGUCCCCCCACGACCGCGCUGACCUCGCUCGCACAUCGCCCCUUCAGCGCUCAGCUCGCACAUCGCUCACGCUUAGCCACACGCUCUUGCAUACCACCCCACACUCUCCAUCGCGCUUCACUCGUGCACGUUGAUCAUGGAUCAAGACGCGUCCUCUUCAGGUGGCUGGCGCUUUGCGCAGUGCUUCGGCGACAAGGGCGAAGUCGAGGAUAUCACUGAAGCCGACAUCAUCUCGACCGUCGAGUUUGACUCGACAGGAAACUACCUCGCCACAGGUGAUAAGGGUGGCCGCGUCGUCUUGUUCGAGCGCAAUGAGAUGAAAAAGGGCUGCGAAUAUAAGUUCUACACGGAGUUCCAGUCGCAUGAGCCCGAAUUCGACUACCUCAAGUCAUUGGAGAUCGAGGAGAAGAUCAACAAGAUCAAGUGGUGCAAGCGACAGAACUCUGCACACUUCCUCUUGUCCACUAACGACAAGACGAUCAAGCUAUGGAAAGUGUUCGAAAAGUCAUUACGGGUGGUGUCCGAGAGCAACCUCCUCGAGGGCCAGAGAUCACUACCCGCGCCAAUCGUCCAGCAGAAUCUCCGACUCCCCCGCAUGUCCGUACAAGACAACAUCAUCGCCGCUGUGCCUCGGAAAGUGUAUGCGAACGCGCACGCAUAUCACAUUCACUCGAUCUCUGUCAACUCCGACCAGGAGACAUACGUUUCUGCGGACGACCUCCGGAUUAACCUAUGGAAUCUGGACAUCAGCGACCGCAGCUUCAACAUCGUCGACAUCAAGCCCGCAAACAUGGAAGAGCUGACAGAAGUCAUCACUGCGGCGGAGUUCCACCCAGUACAUUGCAACCUCUUCAUGUACAGCAGCUCGAAAAGCAACAUCAAGCUUGCUGACAUGAGAGACUCCGCGCUCUGUGAUAAGCAUGCGAAGAUGUUCGAGGAGGAAGAGGACCCAACAAACCGCUCCUUCUUCUCGGAGAUCAUAUCGUCCAUCUCAGACGUCAAGUUUAGCCACGAUGGACGAUACAUCUUGUCGCGCGACUACUUGAACCUCAAGAUCUGGGACAUCAACAUGGAGAGCAAGCCAGUGAAGACGAUUCCAAUUCACGACCACUUGCGGGGGAAGCUUUGCGAUCUGUACGAGAACGACUGUAUCUUCGACAAGUUCGAGUGUGUUUGGAGCGGCGAAGACAAGCACGUCCUCACUGGCUCGUACCACAACUAUUUCCGGAUAUUCGACACGGACACGCUAAACGACGUGGUGCUACAAGCGGACAAGUCCGCGUUCAAGGCAAAGAAGAUCGGGGGUCCUCUUCCAGGGAACAAGCCAGGCAUGAAGAACGGCGUGCGCCCAGGAGGCAUGCGGGAGAACAUGGCGCUCGAGACGCUGGACUUCAACAAGAAGAUCUUGCACGCGAGCUGGCAUCCGCGGGAGAGCACCAUCGCGAUUGCCGCGACGAACAACCUGUUCCUGUACAGCGCGGCAUAAGCGUGUGUCGUCCUGCCCGUGUUGCCCGUGCGCCUGCCACCUGCCACCCGCCAUUUGUCCACGCCUCCACCCGCUCACACCCCGACUUCACCCUCCCCCACAUCAUGAUCUCCCCAUUCCCCGCACAUACCAUUUCCUCCUUGCCCCUGCUACACGACACGCACAGUUUUCACCGGCAGAGCCGCGACUGACGACCCGAGAUACCGAGACUCAAAGACGGACAUCCCCACCCUUCCUCACGCCCUUCAUUCGCCCGCCAUCAUACUCCUCACGACAAGCCCGGCCUCCCCACCUUCACGACCGCUCGCUAUCCUCUCGAUACUAUAUAUACGCGCCGCCGCGCAGCUCGUCUUCACGCUAUGCGCCACCCGGCUUGCCGGGCCGUAGCCCCCGCACUAAUCCUUGCACCCCCAUCCCCCCUCGCUUCCACGCCCCAUUGGACGUCAGCCCGUACUAUAGCCAUGUCCCCCUGAUUCCCCGCGCAUGUCUUUCUCCCUCGCUCUCCGUCCUCGUCGUCGUCCAUCCGGUGAACUCUUGCGUCUCGUGUCGGCAGCGGCCGCGUCUGUAUCAUCUUAUCUCUCACCUCUUUCCUCCGCACUCUCAC
Messenger RNA from Trametes versicolor FP-101664 SS1, 2148 nucleotides. Its product is annotated as protein phosphatase 2A regulatory subunit PR55. Gene Ontology annotation, biological process: peptidyl-serine dephosphorylation. The transcript has 8 exons. Gene Ontology annotation, cellular component: cytosol; protein phosphatase type 2A complex. Gene Ontology annotation, molecular function: protein binding; protein phosphatase regulator activity. The record is from RefSeq and is a predicted model, not a curated record. Lineage: Eukaryota; Fungi; Basidiomycota; Agaricomycetes; Polyporales; Polyporaceae. The coding region runs from base 195 to 1544 and encodes 449 amino acids.